AUGAUACUGGAGGAUGAGGAAAAGUGCGAGGAAAUGGCGAACGUGCGAAGACGAUUCUUGGAGCAGGCCAGUGCCGAAUGUGUCAAUCAAGUCCACGGUUUUAUCACGGAAGUGGCAUCAAAGUGCCUUCACGACGACGCGCCAACUUGUCAAGAUUUUCUGUGGAGCAUCUUCACAUGCGGUGAACACAUGGUGAGCAGGGCGACACACCGAAAGAGACAUGGAGAUACUGCUGAGAAUGCUCGAAGCGACACCAUCAUACCGGACUGGUACGCUCCCCUCAUUCAGGCGUCCAAGUCCGGAGCACUGCUUUGGGCUGGCUUCUGGGACGGUGAUGAGUCCGGAAGAGGCACUUUACAAGCAUUGGAGGAGUUCGCACGCAUGGUUGACCAUGACCCUGUGCACCCCAACACCUACAUCGGGAGAGCUGUCAGGAAUCAAGACGACUUUCAGUCCUGCUUCAAGGAUGGGAGCAAGCCUGCAAAGAGGGCGAUGCAUCACUUCUGGACCUAUACCAGCUUUGCUUUUGUCACAGGUAUGGCAAUGAAAGACCAGAGGUGCGUCAUCGCCGUCGUGAAUAAGCCGAUGGAGGGCGAGCGGCCCCUCCAGGAUUCUGUCUUGGCAUUGUACGAGGCCCCCAGCAUUGGUGCUGCCGCACAUCGGUUUGGGUGGAGGCCGCAGCUUCUUGUAAUCGACCUCCUUGGCACCUGCAGCGAGACGACGCCCUUCCUCGUGGAGAACGCCAUGGAAGGAUGGCAGCGUAUGAAGUACUCUUACAGUCAUGUCUCUGGUCUGCGGUUAGACAAGGUGGACUGCAUCCCGUGUCCACCGCCUGGCUGUAGUCUCAAUCAGGAGCUGGCGAACCAGGUGACGGCGCGGCUCAAGCAGUAG
Symbiodinium sp. CCMP2456 is the source of this 891-nucleotide messenger RNA. Lineage: Eukaryota; Dinophyceae; Suessiales; Symbiodiniaceae. The record is from the annotation of a GenBank genome assembly.